This is a messenger RNA of Lathyrus oleraceus (garden pea), 1373 nucleotides long. Its product is annotated as pathogen-associated molecular patterns-induced protein A70. The transcript has a single exon. Lineage: Eukaryota; Viridiplantae; Streptophyta; Magnoliopsida; Fabales; Fabaceae. The record is from RefSeq and is a predicted model, not a curated record. The coding region runs from base 142 to 1041 and encodes 299 amino acids.
CCAAAUAAUAUCAUCAAGCCUUGUACACAAGCCACAAACACAAACAAGUACACUAGAGUUCCAUAAACAAUUAAUCAUCCAAACCCUCUCCUCUUUCCUAUCUCCUCCACCCUACCCACAACUUCCAAAUCUCACAAAAACAUGUUGGAACAAUCAUUAUCAUCCUCACCAACAUUCUGGGCUGCUCUCUACAGCUGGUUCACUCCCACUGUCUUCUUCCUCCUCCUCCAGCUCGUUAUUGCCACCAUUUACAUCACUUCCACCCUUGCAAAUGCCACCCACAAACACCACCACCAACAAGAUCCUAACUUUCCACAACAACAACAACUCUUUAGAUCUCCUUCUGUUUUACAAAGACUCAAAUCCAUCAACCUUUACUCUUACCAAAACUAUAAUAGAUCCCAACAUGAACAACAUCACACUCCACAACCUCAAACCUACCAUAAUGAACAACAUCACACUCCACAGCCUCAAACCUACGAAAACGAAAUCCAUGUACCUCAACUCGCUAGAUCUCCCUCUGUUUUGCAGAGACUCAAAUCCAUCAACCUUUAUAGUUACUUCCCUACUCAACCCUUCACUACAAAACUCGAAAACACCAACGUGGAAGUUAAAGAAUCAGAAGAAAACGAUGUUUUGGGAGAGAUAAGAGACAACCUCGGAGGAAACAAAGAAGAGGAGGGUCAUCAUGUUUCUUUAGAAGAGGUUUUCAUGAAAUUGCAGGGGCAGGGAGGUAAUUUCGCAAGGACGCAUUCAGACACCAAGCCGGAUUCAGGGGAGGUUCCGGUGAAGCUGUCGAGGAAGAUGAAGAAAUCUGCAAGCAAUAAAUCUGCGUUUUCUCAUUUCAAGGAAGAUGACAUUGUGGAGAGCCGCCGGCCGGCCACCGUGAAAGAGGCUAAAGCUGCCGCCAUGGAUGAGGACGAGUUGGUUGAUUCUAAGGCGGAUGAUUUCAUCAACAAGUUCAAACAACAGUUGAAGUUGCAGAGGAUUGAUUCAAUUAUGAGGUAUAAGAAUAUGGUUAACAAAGGAAUUAGCAAGUAAAUUAACAUAAUAAUCAUGUUUAUCAUAAUUACAUUAGUAUUAUAAUAUAUUAUUAUUAUUAUUAUUUAUUAAUUUAGUUAAUUUAGGGUUUCAUUUCUCUUUGUUAUGUAAAAUUAGUCAUUUUUGUGAGUACGUAUGUGUUAGUUGAUUUAGAUAAUUGCGAGUUGUUGAUUCAGAGUUUAAAAAAUUGUUUUUAUAAGUAAUUUUUUUUAAGUGGAAUUGUGAGUGUUGGGUUAAUUUGAGCCUUUUGUUUGUGGAUGAUGGAAGUAGUAGUGAAGAAUUAUUGUUUGUAUUUCUAUAAAUAACAGAAUAUAUGCUUUUUGUUGUUUGUA